AUGAAGGAGAGACACAGGAUAUUGCUGCUGUCUGGGCUAAUACUGUUUUCAUUUUACUUUGUCUAUGAUAUCCCAUCUGCACUGGGCCGCCACAUAGACUUUAAUUUGGGAUCUAAUAUCGAGUACAAGAUAACCUUGCUCUACUCCGUGUAUUCACUGCCGAACAUAGUUGUCCCUGUGUUUUUUGGGUGGAUCACGCACAUAAGAAAGUCCACGAUGGCGAAGCUUCUGUGCAUCUUUGUUUUCCUCGGGCACCUGAUUUUCACUGCAGGCAUUUGGAGCCAUAGCUUUAAAACCAUGCUUGCUGGGAGAUUUCUGUUUGGAAUCGGAGGGGAAAGCUUUGCCGUUAUCCAGAACAAGCUGAUAUCCUACGAAUUCAAGGGGAAGGAACUGGGCUUUGCAAUGGGGAUUUUCUCUUCUGUUGCCAGGCUGGGCACGGUGGCAAACUUCCUUCUUACCCCGUUCCUCGCAGAUACAAUGGGCAGAAUGUUUCCGUGCUUGGUUGGGGUAUUACUGACUCUUCUGGGUCUUUGGAUGUGCUUCGAAGUAAACAGCUCCGAAAGGUCACACAAAGUGCUGAAGCAGAAGCUCAUCGACCUUCAGAGUCACGGGCUCAGCGAUGAUGUGGCCGACGGAAAGAUGCAUCUUGAGGAGGGCUUUCUUGGCGAGCCCAGUCUGAUGACGUCCUCUGAGAGCAUCCAGCUUACUCCCAAAGGUACGUCUGGCACUCUUGACAUGCCUGAAAACCCAUUUUUCGAUGACUACAGCAAGGCCAAGGCCAGAGAGCCUUGCAACAACCCGGUUCUUUUUGAAAAUCCAUUCUCUCCCUGGAAGGGCGACGCUGGGGAGGCUGCGACAGUCAAGAGCAGGCUUGAAAAGGCAAGGCCAAAGGUGCUUUUUGAGGAGUCCGGCAUGCUGUUUUAUGAGCCAAGGCUCGAGGGAAGGAAUACGUACUAUCCGGCAUUUUAUGUACUUGUUGGAAUGUCAUUUCUAUUUGCCUUGGUGUGGGCUCCGUUUUACACUGUAGCCCCGAUGCUAUUUCAGAAGAGAUACGGCCUGUCUGCAGUCUCAUCGGGAAACAUCCUGGCAACCAUUGAGGGAAUAUCCCUGGUGCUGAUUACAUUCACAAGCGCAAUUUCAGAUGUGUACGGAUUCAAGCUAUGGCUGAUUGCAAGCGGGUGCAUUCUAUUUCUUCUCGGGCACUCUGGGAUAUUCUUCAGCUUCCUGUCUCCAUACACAUCGGCUACUUUCCUAGGGCUUGCAGGGCCCCUCAUAGCCUGCUAUUGGCCAUGCAUCCCGUCUCUGGUAUCCGAAGAGUCUUUGGGCACUGGAUUUGCCACCAUAUAUUGCAUUUUGAACCUGGCAUUUACCUUUUCUCCCAUUAUUGUUGCAUUCCUUGCAACCGGGGACCACUCUUAUGACAAUGUCGAGGCCUACAUACUGAUUAUAGGACUGAUGGCCUUGACUCUGGUUGGGAUCCUCUUCUACCUGAACAAGAAACAGUCGUUAGGAUUGAAUAGAAAAGCACCUAUGGAGGCAGAGUAG
Molecule: messenger RNA, 1545 nt
Organism: Encephalitozoon cuniculi GB-M1
Lineage: Eukaryota; Fungi; Microsporidia; Unikaryonidae
Exons: 1
Coding region: 1-1545 (514 amino acids)
Biological process (GO): transmembrane transport
Molecular function (GO): transmembrane transporter activity
Source: RefSeq, marked provisional